CUCGUUUCACGGUGGGCAUAGUGUGGACAUGCAAAUUGAAGGGCCCCGUUAGUCGUUUAGCGAGAGAGAGCGAGAGAGCGAGAGAGAUGGUUUUCCUAUGCUGGACGCGGCCGUCUCAUCGACAGCAGCAGGAGUGCAUUAACAAGUCAGGGGACUUCAACUACGACUCCAAGUACAGAGGCGCCACCUCCAAGCCCUUCUCCGCCCUCCAAAAUGAUGGAGACCUCUCGAAAGACGGCUUCUUCCUCAAUCACAACCGCAUAUUGGUCGGUUGCGGUCCCGAGACCUAUGAAAAGAGCAAGACCGCUCUUCAAACCUGGAGGCAUUUUGGUUUGAAUUGGGCAUUCGUCGAUCCCAAGACUUCUAUCGCAGCCGGGGAGAAGUUCUGUGUCUGUGCCAAAAUGUUUCUUCCCUGGAUUAUGAUGCCUCUCCAGGUAGCGUACAUUAAAGAAAAUAGAGACCGGAAAAAGCCCAAGGCCUCUUUCGGCUUCGGCAGCGGCACCCUUCAAGGUCACCUACUGGCUGGUGAAGAACGGUUUUCCAUAGAGAUGGAUGAGAACAACCAAGUUUGGUAUGAAAUUAUUUCCUUCUCAAAGCCUGCCCAUUUCCUUUCUUUUAUGGGCUAUCCAUAUGUACAGUUCAGGCAAAAAUGUUUUGCUAAACAAUCUGCAAAUGCAGUACUGAAAUAUGUCAAUGCUAAAAAAACCACAAUGUAGUUGUGUCAAGGAAAAUCCACAUCACAUUUUUU
Messenger RNA from Nelumbo nucifera (sacred lotus), 748 nucleotides. Its product is annotated as outer envelope protein. Lineage: Eukaryota; Viridiplantae; Streptophyta; Magnoliopsida; Proteales; Nelumbonaceae. The record is from RefSeq and is a predicted model, not a curated record.